Molecule: messenger RNA, 1067 nt
Organism: Ricinus communis (castor bean)
Lineage: Eukaryota; Viridiplantae; Streptophyta; Magnoliopsida; Malpighiales; Euphorbiaceae
Product: CEN-like protein 2
Exons: 4
Coding region: 140-661 (173 amino acids)
Biological process (GO): vegetative to reproductive phase transition of meristem; negative regulation of flower development
Cellular component (GO): nucleus; cytoplasm
Source: RefSeq, a predicted model, not a curated record
ACCUUCAAUAUGUCUUCAAGCUAGACACAUUUCAAGACAGCAAAAGGAAACCAAUCAAGAAACUUGUUACUCUCUCUGUUUCUUUCUCUCUCUUUCAUCUUUAUUUAAUCCCUCCUUUGUUUUUCCUUUUCCUGAACUCAUGGCCAAGACAUCAGAUCCUCUUGUGGUUGGAAGGGUUAUUGGAGAUGUAAUUGAUUAUUUCACACCAACUGUGAAAAUGACAGUUACUUAUAACUCCAACAAGCAGGUUUAUAAUGGGCAUGAGCUUUUCCCUUCUGCUGUUACUAGUAAACCUAAGGUUGAGGUCCAAGGAGGUGACAUGAGGUCUUUUUUCACUCUGGUGAUGACAGACCCAGAUGUGCCUGGUCCUAGUGAUCCAUACCUGAGGGAGCACUUGCACUGGAUAGUGACAGACAUCCCAGGAACAACAGAUGCUACAUUUGGAAGAGAAAUGGUGAGCUAUGAAAUGCCAAGGCCAAACAUAGGAAUACACAGGUUUGUGUUCCUCUUGUUCAAGCAACAAAGAAGGCAAACAGUAAAACCACCAACAUCAAGGGAUAGGUUUAAUUCAAGAAAAUUCGCAGAAGAAAAUGAACUUGGCCUGCCUGUUGCAGCUGUCUUCUUUAAUGCUCAAAGAGAAACAGCUGCAAGAAGACGCUAAUGAAGAAGAGAGAAGACAUAAACAAAUAAAUAAAAACCAGUGGCAGUGGUACUACGUACUCUUGGAUCGGCAUCAACUGAUAUUGUCAUUAUUAUCAUUAGUAUUAGUGUUAGUAUAUUAUCAGUGCUGUUUAAAGUAUUAUAUAUAUGAUCAAAUGUAGAUAUAGUAGCACUGUGUUUGAAUCUUAAUCAGUGCUUAAAAAAAGCCAAAAAAAAAAAAAAAUUAAUGGGAACCUUGUUUUAGCUAGAAUAAGCCGGGUGGAGAUCUUUAUAUGUAUCUAUGUACUGAUGUUGCUGCUUUGCGAGCAGGAAAUUUAUGUUCUAAGUAAUGUAGAAUCUCUUAUUACAUAAACCCUUGUCUUCUUCUUUUCUGAGAAAUUAUCACAAGGUUAAUCUAUGGAUUAUAU